CCGAGGAGGAGGCGGCGGCCCAGGCGGCGCCGGAGCGGAGCAUCACCCGGGUGGGCGGCAGAGCCGCGGCCUCUCCUCCCGCGGAGCCACCUGUCGCAGGGCGCGGCAGCUGGUGGAAGAAAAGAUGUUGUCUCGAUUCAGAGUUGUGUCCAUGCCUUGUACUUGGGCAUGUCGUCGUUUGCACAUAAAAGAGAAAGGCAAGCCACUGAUGUUGAAUCCAAGAACAAACAAGGGCAUGGCCUUUACAUUACAGGAACGACAGAUGCUUGGUCUGCAAGGACUUCUACCUCCCAAGAUAGAGACACAAGAUAUUCAAGCCUUACGAUUCCAUAGAAACUUGAAGAAAAUGAGUAGCCCUUUGGAAAAAUACAUCUAUAUAAUGGGAAUACAAGAAAGAAAUGAGAAAUUGUUUUAUAGGAUAUUGCAAGAUGAUAUUGAAAGUCUCAUGCCAAUUGUAUACACACCAACGGUUGGUCUUGCCUGCUCUCAGUAUGGACACAUCUUUAGGAGACCUAAGGGAUUGUUUAUUUCAAUCUCAGACAGAGGUCAUGUUAGAUCAAUUGUGGAUAACUGGCCAGAAAAUCAUGUUAAGGCUGUUGUGGUGACGGAUGGAGAGAGAAUUCUGGGUCUUGGAGAUCUGGGUGUCUAUGGAAUGGGAAUUCCAGUAGGAAAACUUUGUUUGUACACAGCAUGUGCAGGAAUACGGCCAGAUAGGUGCCUGCCUGUCUGUAUUGACGUGGGAACUGAUAAUAUAGCACUCCUAAAAGAUCCAUUUUACAUGGGCUUGUAUCAGAAGCGAGACCGUUCACAACUUUAUGAUGAACUGAUUGAUGAGUUCAUGAAAGCUAUUACUGACAGAUAUGGCCGGAACACACUUAUUCAAUUUGAAGACUUUGGGAAUCAUAAUGCAUUCAGGUUUUUGAGGAAAUACCGAGAAAAAUAUUGUACUUUUAAUGAUGAUAUUCAAGGAACAGCUGCAGUAGCUUUAGCAGGUCUUCUUGCAGCACAAAAAGUGAUCAGUAAACCCAUCUCAGAACACAAAAUCUUAUUUCUUGGAGCAGGAGAGGCAGCUCUUGGAAUUGCAAAUCUUAUAGUUAUGUCUAUGGUAGAAAAUGGCCUCUCAGAAGAAGAAGCACAAAAGAAAAUCUGGAUGUUUGACAAAUAUGGUUUAUUAAUUAAGGGGCGGGAAGCUGAAAUAGACAGUCAUCAGGAACCAUUUGCUCACUCAGCCCCAGAGAGCAUGCCUGGUACUUUUGAAGAUGCAGUGAAUAUACUUAAGCCAUCAGCUAUAAUUGGGGUUGCUGGUGCUGGCCGACUCUUUACUCCUGAUGUAAUCAAAGCCAUGGCCAGGAUCAAUGAAAGACCUGUAAUAUUUGCAUUAAGUAAUCCUACAACAAAGGCUGAGUGUACUCCUGAGGAAGCAUACACACUCACAGAGGGACGGUGUUUGUUUGCCAGUGGCAGUCCAUUUGGGCCAGUGAAACUGGAAGAUGGGCGUGUCUUUACCCCUGGUCAAGGAAACAAUGUGUAUAUUUUUCCAGGUGUGGCUUUAGCGGUUAUUCUCUGUCACACCCGUCAUAUCAGUGACAGUAUUUUCCUAGAAGCUGCAAAGGCACUGACAAGUCAAUUGACAGAUGAAGAGCUAGCUCAAGGGAGACUUUACCCACCCCUUGCCAAUAUUCAGGAAGUUUCUGUUAACAUUGCUAUUAAAAUUACAGAAUACCUGUAUGCUAAUAAAAUGGCAUUCCGAUACCCAGAACCUGAAGACAAGGCCCAGUAUAUUAAAGAAAGGAUAUGGCGAAGUGAAUACGAUUCCCUGCUCCCGGAUGUGUAUGAAUGGCCAGAAUCUGCAUCACGGCCUCCCCAGAUAACAGAAUAGGAGCCCUCCCGCUGAUGCAUCAGUACUCCCGUGCUUCAGAGAGCCCUUCUGUCCAAACAGAAAGCUGCAGUGUUCUCAGACUUACGGUGUUCCCUGUGUUUUAUUCUCCCUCACCCCCACCUCUUUGCGUGACUUCUGUUUUUCCCAUUGGGUCACCCAUCUGUUGGGGAGUGGAUGUGUUGACUGUAUUGUUAAUGCCCACCAGCACCCUACAUUAAUUCUAAUUCGUAGCCCAUGGCAUACCCAAGAGCUGUUACAGAUGUAUCUGUGAACAUCUUGACUUGCACUCUUCUUCAUGCUUGCCAGGCAUUUACUACUGCAGGUAAUAAUCGUGUCUCACCCCGUUCUUUUAGGGCUUCUACAAUGGAAAUUUGCCUCUGUACGUCUGAAUACAGAAUUUUGAAAACAAACCACAUUCCAAGGAAGAAUUGUUAGUAUCUAAAAUUGUUCUUUUGUACCUGCUUCAUUUUACAUCCAUGCUCUGAAGUUCCUUUGUGGUAGACAGAUAGAGGGCAAGAUGAAAAAUCCACCCUAUUUAUUUUCUGGAACCAAAUCAAGGCUUAACUGUAUACCGUUAUAAGAAAGUAUCAGGAACUGUUGCUGCCUGUCAACAAGUCAUUUUCCACAGUAUAUGAGAAUCACUUUCAUUUAAUAAAAAUAAUUAGUUGUUUCAGUUAUGCUACCUUAUUGCCCAGCUAGAAAUUUAGGUUUGCUUAUUAGGAAAAACGUAUUUUUAUUUUCUUCACUUCUAGUUGAUUUCAGUAUGCCUAUCAUAAUGACUAACCUGAAAUGGCUUUUAAAAAAUAAAUUAGUCCUGUUUCAGGUCUAAGUGAGCUGCGUGUAAGCAGAGUGCUGUACCCCUGCUGCAGCAGCAGCACUCUGUGACUUGAGAUGAUUGGCAGUGUCCCUGUGAUACAUUCCUUUUAAUAUCAUUAGUGAUGAUGACUCUCCAGUGAAGGUGAAUUUAAAUUUUUUUUAAAACCAUCAAAAUUACUUUGGAACAAAGUGGGGAUGGAUUAAAUAGAUGUUCAGGCUAGGAAAUGCCAUAUUUAGUUCCAGUAAAUUCUGUAAUAAUUGGCAGAAACCAGAUUUUCUGUGGCUUACAAAUGGGAGAGUUCUAAAAAUCGAGGAGCAUUUUGAAACAGAGUCAAAUUGCAAUACCACCUCCCUACCAGGAUUGCUUCAAGUGAACAGAACUUUUAAAUAUGCUCAUUCUCAAAUAAUGAUAGCCAUUCAGAGGCACCUAUCAGCAUGUACGUUAUCGUUAUUUCUCUGCAGGAGGAAAGGGGCUUUUACUCAUCCCUUCUUUCUGUAAAGAUACAUGAGUAAUAAUUUUGAAAGUGAUUUAUAGUUAAGGAUGCGUAGAAUGGCAUUGCCAUUUGGAGUGUAGGAAAAUGCAAUUGGAUAACCAAUAUAGCAGAUGAGUAAAGUCAGAAAUCUGUUUCAUAAAAUAAGGAGCUAGGUCACAAGCUUCUUUAAAAGAAAGAUUUUUGUUUUUCCUGUUACCUGUAUGAAGACAAGAUCACCCCUAAAAAAAUCUUGAUUUUAAUUUAGAAUUACAAGUAUGAUUGUUGUAUUGUUUUUUGCUAGUGCUUAUUGAAGGCAGGAACACCUGCAGAAUUAGAGUAACUCAACUCAGAUACUUGCUUGUUGAAGAUCACUAGAACAGCCUUUAACGGAAAUUAUUAAGUUGCUUAGUGGGAAAAAAAUAAACUAAAUGGCAUUUAAUCUGUUUAAGAUUAAAAAUCUUAAUACUUCUUAGCCUUGCAUAAAGAACUACCUAUUUGCAUUGUUAUUUAUGAAUCGGCAUAUUAGCUAUUGAUUAUUGGAUGUAAAUUAAAUUUAAAUAUUUUAAUAUUUAAGCAAAGAGUGCAGGCAGGAAUUAUUAGCAUUGAAAAGACAGGAGUAGGAGGCCAAUAAUGGCCUCAAAUUGGAAAAGAAACUAAAACAUUUGUGCCUUCUAUGGGAGCUUGUACUGAUCAAGAAGGUAAUUGUUUUAAAGAACAGCAAUGGAACCUCUCUUACAUUCUUUUUAAUAAAGAAGAAAUUCUGUAGA
Lepus europaeus (European hare) is the source of this 3935-nucleotide messenger RNA. RefSeq names its product malic enzyme 2 (gene ME2). Gene Ontology annotation, biological process: pyruvate metabolic process; malate metabolic process. The record is from RefSeq and is a predicted model, not a curated record. The transcript has 16 exons. Gene Ontology annotation, cellular component: mitochondrion. The coding region runs from base 125 to 1879 and encodes 584 amino acids. Lineage: Eukaryota; Metazoa; Chordata; Mammalia; Lagomorpha; Leporidae. Gene Ontology annotation, molecular function: malate dehydrogenase (decarboxylating) (NADP+) activity; NAD binding; malate dehydrogenase (decarboxylating) (NAD+) activity.